Messenger RNA from Glycine soja, 800 nucleotides. RefSeq names its product 10 kDa chaperonin 1, chloroplastic-like. Gene Ontology annotation, cellular component: mitochondrial matrix. The record is from RefSeq and is a predicted model, not a curated record. Gene Ontology annotation, molecular function: protein folding chaperone; protein-folding chaperone binding; ATP binding. The coding region runs from base 170 to 574 and encodes 134 amino acids. The transcript is spliced from 7 exons. Lineage: Eukaryota; Viridiplantae; Streptophyta; Magnoliopsida; Fabales; Fabaceae.
CCAGUAGUUUCUCAAAUCUUCUACAUACAUUUUUUUUGGCACCCACUUUGUCUUUUCUUUGGCCUUUAGCAACACUAUAGAUAAACCUAAGAAUAAGAGGGAUUAACCUCUUUUCCUUAAUCCAUUCAUUGCUCCCUCGAACUGUUGUUUGGUCUCUUCUCUCUUAUCCAUGGCAUCAACGUUUCUCACCCUACCAACUCCCUUCCUACACAAAACCAAUGCCAUCAAUUUCUCUAACAAGAGACCCUCAUUUUUGCAGAGGAGCUCUCUGAAGAUUCAUGCAAUUACCAAAAAAUGGGAACCCACAAAGGUUGUGCCUCAGGCUGAUAGAGUUCUUAUUCGUUUGGAGGAGCUUUCAGAUAAAACAGUUGGUGGAGUUUUGCUGCCUAAAUCAGCUGUUAAAUUUGAGCGCUAUCUUGUGGGAGAAAUCCUAACUGUUGGUGCUGAGGCUGGAGAACUAAAGGCUGGAACAAAGGUACUAUUCACUGACAUGAAUGCUUAUGAGGUGGAUUUGGGGACUGAUGCAAAACACUGCUUCUGUAAAGCAAGUGACUUAUUGGCCGUUGUGGAGUAGGGUUUUGGCCAUUGAACGAGACAAAAAGGGAGCAAUCUUUUUUGUGAUAUCUUUGAUAAGUGUAUUUUUAGUAGAAUAAACCAUUUUUUUUCAUUGGUGUUAAAAUUUUAUCUUUUAUGUUACAAUAACUUGCUUUCCACCAGGUAGUUUCUGAUUCAAAACACUACUCAUAAAGAUGCCUUUUGCGAUCUACUCUUUCCAAUAGUCUAAGGUUAAAUUUCGUUCA